GGUCGUUUUUAUCUGAAAGUCUAAAAAGAAUAAUGKUGGAUGACAAACAUCUUCCUUACUCUUCCGUUGGUUCAUCGUUUCGAUAUUUUGUACACUGUUUGCGAUACGAAGUUGUGAUCGAAGUUACCGAACAUCAGUMACGGUUUCAGUAAACCUUCAGUUAAAGUUCGCCAGACUAAACAUUUUUGAAGAUUUGAAAURCCAAAUCAAACCUCUACCGAAAUUACAACCAAAUAACAUCACUAACUGACACAGGGUUYUUCAGUUUAAAAAAAUUAGAAGACAUAUUCAAGGCAUGAGGAAACGAAAGCUCGACUUGUUGACUACAAUGCGUGACGUUUUAGUUACAGGAGUAAUAGUAAUCAUCUACAUGCAAAUGAAUGUCCAAGCAAUAAGAWACAAGCGUAUAUAUCUUUGGUCUUCAAAAGGCUCAUUUAGAAGCCMAAAUUACCCCGGGCCAUAUCCAGCUGGCCUUUAUUAUCAAUGGUUCAUGCCAUAUACUUCUAAAGAGCUGCGGCUUGAAUUUGUAGAAUUGGAUCUUUAUAAUUGUUUUGUAAAGAAGCGCGACCAAGAUUGUAACGACUUCGAUUAUGUGCACAUCAAAUUUACAGACCAUCACGAUAAUGAUAACUACUACUGCAACUGGAAUAUACCUACAAAACCUAUUACUUUCUUACCCUGGACACAURCCACUAUUAUUUUUUACUCCUCUUAUUUAAGUUCGGACUGUAAGGGGCGAGGCUUCAAAGUGAAGUAUAGACCAGUUGAUCAAUGGAAUGAAACUUCUACCAAACCUAUGAUAAUGAACUACCUGAGACUGUAGGUCAUGAUCCACCACCGAGUUAUGAUGAGGUAUGGGAAAGCGACGAUUUGAAUCGUUCGCAGAGUUUUGAGCCUCCGCCGUCUUAUGAAGAAGCUGUCCUGAGAGAAUCGAGUCAGAGUCUAUAAUUUGUUGUCGGAUCAGGGAACUGAAAAUGUGGAAGCGGAUACAGAGCUAGYGUUACGCGAUAUUCAGAUGUUCGAACACUGAACCCCGAAUCACUAAGUACUUCUAAUGAAGCUAAUUCAGGACUGAGAAGAUUUGAAAUAAAGUUAUAGCGAUGGAGAAUUCCAGAGUCUUGAAUAGUGAUGCCACAAACUUUAGUUCUUUUAUAAUGGGAAAUCAAGGCUURYUAUGAUUAAUCGUCCUGAAGCCGCMGGUUGKACGGAAGGCGAAUAAGUUAAGUAUUCACCGGAUAAGCGCUAUUAUAGGAUAAAAUACCGGGCUUUGAUCGUACAGUUUAUCUAUAUUAAAUGCACAACAUUAUACAAACUUGAAAAUAAAAAUCAAGACAAAUCACUGCSUGAUAACUACAGAGUCAGAGUCACAGGCUUACUCAGGGCAUGCAAAAGCUACCAAUGACGUCCUUUGGAAAGAAUCGAUACAAGGUUUGAAGAGAUGUGGGUUGAUGGGUGGGAAGACGUUAAUGGAUGGAUGGAUGAAUGAAUGGUUGGAUGGAUGGAUAAAUAAAUGAAUGGAUGAAUGAAUGGAUGGAUAGAUAGAUGGAAGAGAGAUGGGUUGACGAGGGAAAAGACGUGAAUCGAUGGAUGGAUGAACGAAAGGUUGGAUGGAUGGAUAAAUGGAUACCGAGAUGAAUGAAUGCAGACAAGAAAGCAUAAAUAUGGAUGCGUUAGGGACCGGAGACGUGAAAGAAAUUAAGCGAGCAAGCGUACAACCAAGGAAAAGAAGGAAGGAAGGAAGGAAGAAAAAGAGAGGGAGGAAUUAUGUUAUCAAAUGAUCUCAUUGACUUAUUUAUAGAAAUUUUGUCAUUCUUACUUGUUUGGCCUGUGUUCGGUAUAAUUAAUAUACGCACCUAGAAAACUAGAUUAGCAAGAAUACAGUUCAAAUUACGUAAUAAUACGUCGAUGCGGCGAACUGAAGCGUGUAAGAAGCAUAGUUAAAAGCACAUGAUGAGUACAGACAACACACUCAAAUAAACGUCUGACAGGUAUUCUAGCCAGCCUUUUAUCGAGGAACCAUUAUACUGUAUUAUCAGUAAGCAAGACUACAGGUAUAAAUGUACCUCAAAUGUUAGAGAAAAAUCAUUGUGUCUGUUAAGGCUUACAGAAUACACUCAAGCAGUGAAUCAUGAAGGAAGGAUUCAGAAAUGAUCUUUUGCAGAUAGCAGCAUGGGUUUCAGUCUUGUUUCUUCAUUUGCAAGUCGUAAAGUCAGAAGUAACACACCUAACAGCAAGUAAAGGGAACAUCACGAGCCGUUUUUAUCCUCUGAACUACCCAAAGGACCAUUUCCARGAAUGGAAGAUAGGGGCUCCCGAAAGCUAUCGCAUUAGAUUGAAAUUUAAAGACUUUAAUAUAGGGAGCUGCACAACCAAUGAUGACCKAUUGCAAGUAUGGAACGGCGAGAAUUUAAUGGAUUUAUGUGGUCAGCAGCUACCAACCACAAUUGAAUCCUCACAAAAUGAGAUGGAGUUGUUUUUGAAUUCUAAUUCAAACUCUCAAGGAGGCAGAUUCUGGGCAAAUUAUGAAAUGUUCACAGAAAACGAGCCCAAAACAACGCAUGGGUCCACAAUAUACACGACUUUACAGCCUACAAGAUUUAUGACUGACUUGAACACUGGGGAUGGUGAUUCCGAGACAAAUAGUUCAGGCGGGUCACAAACUACUUACGUUUUUAUGAUUAUUAUUGGAUGUGUCAUAUUACUAGCAUUUAUAAUCAUUUAUUGUGGAUGCAAGAAACGAGAGCGACACCAAUUACAGAGUCCAACACCAGCUAAUGUUCCCAAUAAUGCAGACCUUGAAAAUGAAAUUGGGAUUUUGGAGUUAGGCUUCACUGACUCUCCACCUAGUUAUGAGGAGGUUACGAGACAAUCUAUCCCAAAUGUCAGUACAAUUACCCAGCAGCCUUCAGGGAAUAGUACUGCCACUGAAAAUGAGAGGACAGAUUCAUCUGGACUACCAUCAUAUAGAGAGGCAUUAAGACUAUCUCAACAAUCAUUGGACACAAAUUUAUAGAUUAUAUGUAAAAUACAUAACUAAUGCACAAAAAUGUAUUUAUGACAUAACUGUUAUAAAUCUCGCAUUCUGAUUGGUUGGGAGCGCGUUCUUUAUAAGAGCACACAGCACGCACGCGCCCUUUGCAUUUUAUAAGAGAAUACGCGUCGAGCUUCUCCUAACACUUCUCUCGUGUUCUGCCAAUCCCCGCGUGCUUUAUAACUGCACACAGCACGCGCGCGCGUUUUCUAUUCCUGCUAUAGUCUUUAUGCUUAAAGGUAAAAACCGCUGUUUUAUGACUGAAGACUCAUCUGCACAGAAUAAGUUUCGUUUAAGAGCAAACCAUUUGCAAAAGUCAACUGUAAUGUAAAGAAGCAAAUUAAACAGCAUCAAUGCUUUGAAAUCUCACGGCUAGCUAUCUAUCUCUGGAUAGCAUGUACCUUUAUUUAGGUUUUUAAUAUAUUGCAUAUAUUUUUACUUGUAAAUAUUAUAUAGCACAGCAGGUACUAAAUAAACACGAUUGUCGUUGUUGUUGUUGUUGGUAUCUGUGAUUAGCUGACUUAUAAACGAGGCYAAGCCYGUACAAAUGAGUCUGUGGUCUUCAAGUCGUCAUGCGAAACUGGUGUAUUAAACGAAUUUUUAAACAUUA
Actinia tenebrosa (Australian red waratah sea anemone) is the source of this 3641-nucleotide messenger RNA. RefSeq lists its product as uncharacterized. NCBI's taxonomy places the organism in Eukaryota, Metazoa, Cnidaria, Anthozoa, Actiniaria, Actiniidae. The record is from RefSeq and is a predicted model, not a curated record.